Molecule: messenger RNA, 3114 nt
Organism: Lepisosteus oculatus (spotted gar)
Lineage: Eukaryota; Metazoa; Chordata; Actinopteri; Semionotiformes; Lepisosteidae
Product: probable E3 ubiquitin-protein ligase DTX3
Biological process (GO): Notch signaling pathway; protein ubiquitination
Cellular component (GO): nucleoplasm
Molecular function (GO): ubiquitin protein ligase activity
Source: RefSeq, a predicted model, not a curated record
UUUUCCCAGGAGGAUUAUAAAAGCUGCACCACAAGAUGCAAACCUCUCAUCAGUACCCAAAAUAGAAAGGCCAGGUUACAAUUUGCUGGAAAGUACAGAGAGGAGCCAGUAGAGUUCUGGAACAAAGUGCUGUAGACAGAUGGGACAGAUGGGACAGAUGUCUACGAGAGUGAUGGCAAGGUGCAAGUGUGGAGACCAGAACAAAGGGCAGACGAUCCGAAGCCCAUAGUCCCACUUCCCUGUGAGCGUGCUGGAGGUGGUGUGGGGGCUUGGGCAUGCAGGCCGCCCCUGGAACUGUCUCACUCGCCUUUAUUGACGACGUAACCAGUGAUUGUAGCGGCAGAAUGACUUCACAACUGUGUAGAAACAUCCUGUCUGCCUGUGACAAAAAACUGCCUCCACACUCAUUGGCCUGCACUUCCUCACACAACACGACAGUGACCCAAAACACACUGCCGACGCCACCAAGGAGAUCAUCAGGAGAGAAACAGAGGAGAGUCUUAGACUGGCCAUGUCAGGCUCCCCAUUCACAUCCAAUCAAGCAGACAUUUCACUUGUGGAACUGAAGUCCGAAAGCCCCUAAAACAAACAGCAAAGGCUUGGCAAAGCAUCUCGAAUCAACACACCCGGAGUUUGGUGAUGUCACAAGUGUUGCAGGAUUGAUGCAGUUAUUGUGUCCAAAGGAUUUGUAACUAAAUACUAAGUUUUAUACUGCUUUGAGUUAAUUUGUCCCAAUAUGUACGCUCACCUAAAAUGGGGGAAUGGACCACAAAACGUCUUAGAAGUAUACCACGGUACAACAUAAAAGCACAAAAAUACCCAGAAAUAAAAGGGAAAAUGCUGUACUUUUGCCCCAUAGUCAGCUUUUCAUCCCAAUUCCGAAUCACCUGAGUAUACAGCACAAAUCGCCAUUUUGACUUCACUGUCCCAAUACUUUUGGAGGGCACCGUAUGGUCCACGACCCACACCUAAACCCUAAAAAAAAAAGGUUAAAAAAAGCACUUCUGUAAGCUGGGGAUCGAACUACAGGCGCUCGCCGGCCGGGGAGUUUCGUGCGCUGACAGAAAGGCGAAAGUUAUCCAGCUACUGAAAAUGAAACUUCGCAGCAGGAAAUCACCCAGACCGCGUGCCCAAGCUGCCAACCCUGCAGCCCGAUCGCAACAGAGAGGGCGCCGCGAGGAGGAGGACCUGCGGCUCGCUUCGCCUCCGACACGGUUUGAGAGACGCGGAAAGAGCAUCGCUUUGAAGGGGAGGGCGGCCGACGCCACACCGGAGGGCAGAAAACUGCUUGGUAACUCAGGCCGGGGACGUGUUUGGCGCAAAGCGCUGGCAGACUGGAGGCAGGGCUCUCGUUUCCUCUGGUCGAGGUGUGCACACCUGUGGACCUGUCUCCGCUUUGAAAUCUCGCUGCCUGGCCGAUCCCGUUCAAAGAUUACAACAACAACAACAACAACAACAAAACGGGACAUUACUAAAAACGUGCGUGUCGGGGGUCGGAGUUUCGCGACGACACUGUGACGCCGGAUGAGAUCGACUUUUACGGCCUCGGCAACUUCUCCACUCAGCGGCGCGUUCCCAAAUCCCCAAGCUUCAGCCCGGCCGGUGCUGCCGCUGCUGCCCGCUCCCAUCCCCACUCGUGUGCGCGACGGAGAGGAUGAACUGGCCUGCGCCGGCGGGCGAGUCGCCGAGCCGGGGCGCCUGCUCUUUCCCCGGAGCCGGCUCGCUGAGUCCGGCGCCCGGGGAGGACUACUGCUGCAUCUGCAUGGACGGGAUCAGAGAGAAGAAGACCCUGGAGAAGUGCCGGCACUCGUUCUGUCGCCCCUGUAUCGACCAGGCCUUCCAGUUCAAGGCGGCCUGUCCGGUGUGCCUCACUUUCUACGGCACGCAGAUCGGGGACCAGCCGCGGGGCGGGAGCAUGGCCGUGACCCGCUGGACCAGUCGCCUGCCGGGGUACGAGCCGUACGGCACCAUCGUCAUUGACUACACUAUCCCGUCUGGAGUUCAAGAGCGGGGGCACCCCAAUCCGGGCGCGGGCUUCACCGGGACGUCCCGCAGGGCGUUCCUGCCGGACUGCGCCGACGGGCAGCGGGUGCUCCGGCUGCUGCAGAGGGCCUUCGAGCAGCGGCUGACCUUCACCGUCGGCACGUCGGCCACCACCGGCCUCAGCAACGUGGUGGUCUGGAACGACGUCCACCACAAGACCAGCACGCACGGGGGACCCCAGGGGUUUGGGUAUCCAGACCCCGGUUACCUGCUGAGAGUUCAGGAGGAGCUGAGGCUGAAGGGGAUCACCGAGGACGACCUCAGUGCUGGCCUGGAGAAGGUGUGUCUGGGGGGCCCUGACCGGGCCGGGCCAGUCCAGCAAUGAGCCCCGGCACCAGGAGCUGUGAGGCAGCAAAGCUCGGGUGUCACCGAGCAGCACAGCACGGAGAGGGAUGCUUUCGCGGUGCAGGAGCUCGAGUCGCCUGGCGGAGCUGCCCUGACCUAGACCGGGACUGAUCGUGAACCCCACUGCUCGCGGGGCAGGCCGGAGCAGAUGUGAAGCUGGCAGGGUGGGAAAAGGCUCUGUUCCUUUCACGAGGGCCAGAGCUGCAACGGGGUGCAUUUUCUCCUGUAGGCUGAUAGAGACUCGGGGUUACCCGACUGUGUGGUCAGGCCACAGGGCGCCCCCACCUUUGCCUUGUGCCCCACAGAUGGGUUUUGUUUUCUUUGCCCAGACUAAAGCAGCAGUUGUCGACCCCUGGGACUGAGGAGAUGCCCCAAGAGAGUCAGGUGAAACCCCCCCAUCCAGAGAGCAGCCGGGACCCUCCGGCCCAGAGAGCGCAGGUUCAGUUUGGGUGAAUAUCACUGGCCGACUGUGCCCGUUAGAAAAACACCAGGUCGGGCCAGAUCCAGAUUUUCGAGCUCUCUUUAAAUCAGCUGUAUCUGAAGACCUGGGAAGAUGACUAACGUCCGGUUGAGCCUGGAGCGGAAUGAGCUGGGCUGGAAAGAAAUCCCGUUGGACUGUGGAAAUCCAGGAUUGGACUAGGCUGUCCUGGGAUCAGGGAGUCAUCAGUGUUUGCAUUUUGCCAUUCCUGUCUGUGCUACAAUAAAACAAAAAGUAUGAAAAUCACA